Molecule: messenger RNA, 2483 nt
Organism: Carica papaya (papaya)
Lineage: Eukaryota; Viridiplantae; Streptophyta; Magnoliopsida; Brassicales; Caricaceae
Source: RefSeq, a predicted model, not a curated record
UUACACAUCAUAACGUACAAAAUAUCAUCUGAGAGCCAGGAGCAGGAGCAGGGUGAGUUCGAUAAAGAAUUCAGGUGCAGAGGGAGAGAAAUGGCGGCCAUAACUCGUCUGCAACUCAUGCAUUCUUCCUCCAUUAUCAAGCCCUCGGCAUUCUUAUCCAAGAUUCCUUUCUCAUUAAACUCUAAGAUCCAUGCCUCGCGUCGUCGCAGAUUCUCCAAAGCUCCUCUUCUCUGCUCUACCUCGAACCCCGAUCCGGAGAGUUGUGCAUCAACGGCUAAAUCGAUAGUUGGGGAUCUGCUGGACUAUCUAAAUGAAUCUUGGACUCAGUUUCAUGCCACCGCUGAAGCAAAAAGACAACUACUGGCAGCUGGUUUUUGUUUAUUAAAUGAGAAUGAAGAAUGGGAUCUAAAGCCUGGUGGGCGCUACUUCUACACAAGGAACAUGUCAUGUUUGGUUGCAUUUGCUGUCGGAGAAAACACAGUGAACCAGGAUGGAUUCAAACCGAAUCUUGAGACUCAUUUGGUUCCACUACUUGCAACAAAUCCAGAUGAAGUAUCAGAAAAAUCAAAAGAGAAAAAUACUGUAUCAUCUUCAAAAGGUGCUCAUCAUCCACUGCUUAUGCAGGUACCUCCAAUUAGAAGCAGUGUGGGUUCAGAUUCCUUUCAAGGUGCUGGUGCGCCAAUAAUGUUUCAGGCUAUGAGACGCAUUAUUAGUUCCUUAGCUAGGGAGCAGGUCUAUGAAAAUACUUUUGAUCGUGCUAUUCGUCAAUCUUUUCUAGUAUCUGCUGACAUGGCUCAUGGUGUUCACCCAAAUUUUGCGGAAAAGCAUGAAGAGCACCACCGGCCAGAAAUGCGUAAGGGUCUAGUGAUCAAGCACAAUGCGAACCAGCGUUAUGCUACUAGUGGAGUCACAUCUUUUCUUUUCAAGGAAGUGGCAAACAUUCACAACAUUCCAACUCAGGAAUUUGUAGUUAGAAAUGAUAUGGGGUGUGGCUCAACUAUAGGACCCAUACUUGCUUCAGGGGUUGGCAUUCGCACUGUUGAUUGUGGUAUUGCACAGCUUUCCAUGCACAGUGUCAGAGAGAUAUGUGGAAAGGAAGAUAUAGAUACCGCUUACAGGCAUUUCAAGGCAUUUUAUCAAACUUUCUCUAGCAUAGAUAGGAAGCUGAUGGUGGAUUAAUAGUUUUUUAAUUGUAAACAUUUUAGAUUUCUGAUCGAUUUGAACUGAAUUUUCAAAAAAGAAAAGAGAAAGUCAGAAAGAUUGUUGUAAGUUGGGGGUGAGGCGGUGGGUGGGAUAGGCAGUAAAUACAGAUAGACAGAAAACUAAAGUUCAUUUCUUCAUUAUACUCGUUGCUGUUAACUUCCAUACAAAAGGUAAAAUAACAUAUAUCUCUCUAGAAGAUGGAUGCUGAAUAGACAUGAAAAAAAAUGCAACAGUUCUGGAUGGAUUGCAUGAAAUGGAUAGGCAGUUUUUCUAGUUACGCAAUUGCAUUGACCAGAUCAAUUUUUUUUGGAACCAUUGGAGCUGGGAUUCGAAGUAGAGCUAGAGCUAGUGUCCGAAUUGGAACAUGCUUUUGAUAGUUUCUGCUUCAGCUCUGAUAGCAACACCUGGUUCUCCUGGUUGAGCUGUUGUGCCUUCCUUCUCAGCCUUUCAUUUUCUUGGAUUAUAUAACAGUUCUCCAAAUAUAGCUUUGAGUUUAUCUUAUCCAUUAUGAACUCCCUGAAAUCAGAAGCAAAACAAAGAUGAAAAAUGUACAAAUCUGAACACUUGAUUUCAAAAAGCUGUAGAGAUUUGAAGUAACUCAGGGUUACUAAUGAAUUUGUAAUCGUACUCAGGGAAGGGGGGAUACCCCUAACACCACAAAAUCGACAAUAUUUCUUGGAAACCUGAUAUUUAAUACGUGCAUAAACAAACUCAUACAAGGGAGUAGGUGAGCAAAUAAUAUUCAUCAUCAUCCCUCGGAUAAUCUCUUCAAGGCCUAAGAUAGAAACAACUCUGCUUUUGCCUGGGAAGACAUUAAGGAAUAAUAAGAAACAAACCUUUUGUGACCUUUCAAUUGAGAGACGGGAAUCAAAGAGACAAGAAAAAGUAUGAAGAAAACGGGCAGGUAUAGCUAAUGAUUAUAUACACAGCUGAUUCUCUGUGACACACGAUACACGAGACCUUAAAACUAGAUGGUUUUGCCAAAAGCCAACAAAUAGCCAUAUGCAAAGCCACAUUGCCUGCCUUUUUGUCGUAGAAGAAGUUGAUUGCACCAGAACUUUAACGUCUAAAAUUGCAAGGGAGGUGAAAAAGAGAGCUUUCUCAAGUUGUUAGAGAGGUGCACGUAGAAGUGGUGAAGGGAUUGCACCCAAAAGGGGGAUCAAAAGCACAAAUACAACAUGAUAAAGUAGGAUAAUUAACGUUGACAGCAACUGGAUACAGAUGUACGCACUAAAGUACGCAAGUGUUUACGAUCGUGACUCGUAUGUUCUUGGCUGUUG